GCUGGGAUGGACGCACGUCGCGUGUAGCUAUAUCACACGACUGCCGAAUCUGCUUGAUUUGUUUACCGUGCGUGUUUCAUUCACAUUCAGUUUUUAUUUCACAUUGUUUCAGUGGAGUUUACUAAGGAAAUUACUUGCGUCUACGUCUUUAUUUCAAGAUUAGAAGCGUUUUUUUACUGCUAAAUAUGGAAAUGUUUAAACGCUGAGAUGUUUUUGAAAGUUUUUCGUGAACUGAUAUGCGGUUUUGUUAAUGAAAUGGGCGAAGUUUUGUGGUUUCUGUUGUUCUUGAUCUCUGCGAUUCAUGGAUACGUGGAGACCGAGGAGUUUAUCAGCGAUCUGGAUAAGCCGAUACCAACGGCGCACGCGCAGGGAGUGCUAGGGAAGAAAGCUUCAUUGCCCUGCGAUAUCCAGCCCCUGGCCGCAGAAGAUCACGUCUCCAUGGUCUUGUGGUUUAAGGAGACUGAUGGAGAGCCUCUUUAUAGUUACGACGUCCGGGGUCGCCUUGCAAAUCAGCCCAAGCUCUGGUCGUCUCCGUCGGGGUUUGGUUCCAGAGCCUAUUUCCGAGCAGCCGCUUCACCGGCAGUGCUGUUCGUUGACAGCGUUGUGUCCACGGACGCCGGAGUCUAUCGCUGCAGAGUUGACUUCAAGAACUCCCCGACAAGGAAUUUGAGAAUCAAUUUUACUGUUAUAACACCUCCGAAUCGGCCCAGCAUUAUGGACGCCAAGACCAGAAGCCACACUCGACUACUAGAGCCCUACAACGAGGGAGAUACCCUGGAACUUAUUUGCGAAACAUAUGGUGGUGAUCCAAGGCCCAGUGUAACGUGGUACUUGGAGAACACCGUCAUCGACGACUCAUUUGAGCAGCGCCCUGACGGAGUGACCGUCAACACCCUGACCUUCCCCAGCGUCGGUCGUCAGCAUCUCAACGCAAGACUCGUCUGCCAAGCUUCGAACACAAACCUAGCGCCACCGGAAACUAAGCUUUUAAUACUUGAUAUAAACUUAAGGCCACUCAGCGUGCAGAUCUUGAAUAAGAGGCCGGAGCUUUCGGCAGACAGGACUUAUGAACUUGAAUGCAAGACUACUGGAUCCCGGCCCGAAGCUCACGUUACCUGGUGGAAAGGUGGAAGACAGUACAAAAGGAGUGCAGCCAAAAAUUUCUCCGAGAGCAACGCAACGACCAGCGUCCUAACGUUUGUGCCUGUCGCCGAGGACCACGAGAAGACCCUGGUCUGUCGCGCCGAGAACCCCAGCGUGGUGGAAUCAUCUAUAGAAGACAAAUGGAAAAUGAACGUGCAUUAUGUCCCUAUAGUGACUUUGAAACUCGGAUCUACCCUUAAUCCUUCCCAUAUCAAGGAAGGUGACGACGUCUACUUCGAGUGCAUUGUAAAAGCAAACCCGAAGACGCAUAAGCUCACUUGGUAUAAAGGAACUAAAGAGAUUCAACAUAACGCGAGUUCUGGAAUCAUUCUCAGCGACCAAAGUCUGGUGCUGCAAAGCGUCAGCCGAUCAGCCGCCGGAGACUAUAGCUGUUUAGCAUAUAACAGCGAAGGAAGUGCCACUAGCAACCCUGUGUCUUUGUUGAUAAGGUAUGCUCCAGUGUGCAAAACAAUAAACGAAGGAGAAGUGUACGGCGCUUUGAAACAAGAGACGGUGACCUUGAAUUGUGCUGUUGACUCCAGCCCGGCUCCCACCAGCUUCAGCUGGAUCUUCAAUAGCUCUGGCGACCAAACGGAGCUGGCUGCGAACACGUACACAUCAGCUGGCUUCACUUCGAAUCUUCGUUACACUCCGACUUCUGAAAUGGAUUUCGGCACGAUACUCUGCAUGGCAACUAACACAGUGGGAAGGCAGAAGACCCCUUGCGUCUACAAGCUGAUUGCGGCAGGACAGCCGACGGCACUCCACAACUGUUCAGUGGCGAACCAGAGCUCGGCCAGUUUACAAGUGGAAUGCGCGGAAGGCUUCGACGGAGGGCUCCCGCAGGUUUUCUUCAUGGAGGUCUUGGAACUCCCGGCUAUGACCGUCAGGGCAAAUAUAACCUCAAAUAGCACUCCUAGCUUUGAAGUUCAAGGUCUGGACAGUCGGAUAAGCUACAGUCUGGUCUUGUAUGCGGCCAACGCUAAGGGCAGAGGUGAAGAGGUCACACUGUAUACCGUUGCAAUACGACCUCCGGAUAAAUACACAGGUGUGAGCACCGCCAUCCCUUGGUCGCCGAUGCUGGUGUCCCUGCUGGCUGUGACAGCGAUGCUGUGCACCGGAGUGUGUGCUGUGAUCACGGCACUGUACAGACGACAUGCUGUCAGAAGACACGACCUUGAUAAGCAACCGCCUUCCGCGAGCGGUCUCUACAUGGAGCACAGCGUUGAAUCAUUAUCGAAACAGGAUAAUUUGAACACGUACUGUGCGUCUCCGAAGCUGGAGUACUGCAGCCAGUAUGAGUUGAAAGCCGACACGGGGGAAGAAACGGACCCCGACAUCAUACCAUGUCAUCACGAUAAGAGAUCAAUAAAUGAUUACACCAAAUUAGGGAUUGGUGUAGACUGUGAUGCUCUCAGCAUGUACAGUGAAAAAACUAGCAUACCUGCCAGUGCCUCAGCGGUAAGUAUUAGAGUGAACCGUGGAGUAACAGCGCGGAGUUCAGAUAUAUCGUCGAGCGUCUGUAAUGCGACGGUCGCACAUUUGCGCCGCGACAACCUCGCCACAGUCGGGAAAGUACGAGAGAGCUGCAUAUAAUGCGGGUGCUUAGAUAAUCCGUUGGCUGUAUGGAGGAGAUACUUUAGAGUCAAUGAAUGUAAUUAAUUAAAAAAGGCUUUGUUGCUAAAGAAGAUCUAUUUAGAAACGAAGAGUCAAACUGCGUUUAAAUUGAAUUGGUAAAAUGUGUAACGUGUGCACGUUAUUAGAUAAUUUAGAUACCCAAAGCAGUUCGGAUAUAGACUAAGAAAAUUUAAACCAUUUUAGCCAUACAAUGUUGAUUCAUACAUACAAUACAAUGUUGAUUCAAAAU
Messenger RNA from Bombyx mandarina (wild silkworm), 3010 nucleotides. Its product is annotated as nephrin-like. The record is from RefSeq and is a predicted model, not a curated record. Lineage: Eukaryota; Metazoa; Arthropoda; Insecta; Lepidoptera; Bombycidae.